Messenger RNA from Halichondria panicea, 810 nucleotides. RefSeq lists its product as uncharacterized. The record is from RefSeq and is a predicted model, not a curated record. Bases 274 to 687 code for a protein of 137 amino acids. Lineage: Eukaryota; Metazoa; Porifera; Demospongiae; Suberitida; Halichondriidae. The transcript has 5 exons.
ACACAGAGUUUGACCAGUCUACUGUUCGCCUGCAACAGUGACGGCUUGCGAGUCUAGGAUUCCACUGUGUGUGGUUUCAUCCAAGUGGGUUGUUUCGACAGUAGUACUUUCAGCUGCUCGGAUGCUGAAGGAAAAACCGUCAAGUUCAGCACCACGCUUGUCGGACAUGGAACAGCCUCUGCCAGUUUAGACCAACAGCAGUGUUUUAACGAAUGGCUGUCUGGAAACCCACAGUUCACUCUAUCCUCUAGCAAUGGAAAACCUUUUCGAGCCAUGCCGACUGAGGGCACUGUCAUCGUUCCCCCAGCUGUUACUUCAUCUCUUCCUGACUGGGUUGUUGUGCUCAUUGUGGUGAUCAUGCUGGUGGUGGUGGUCGUUGUACUGGUUCUGGCGGUGGUUAUUCUGCUCGUGAGGAGAAAGCCUAAAUCUCCAAAGACAAGAUCUGAUAACUUGCCUCACCACCUGAUGAACGAUCAAGAUGAUAUCUCUGUGUCUGGCCACUCCAUUGGUAUCGUGGAGAACCCUCUCUUUGCCGACAAUGAUGGUUUGGAGGAGAUGCCGAGCUAUGCUGCUCUGUCUGCCAAAGAGAAGGCCGCUGAGGCUGAGUUGGAGAAGGGUUAUCCUGACAUGCCCACAUCCACUGGGAAAGGUUUCUCCAUAAACUUUGAACCUCCAGAAGAGUACUAGUAUAUAGUUGUAAGACUUUCUGUAUAGUUUUAUAGACAAUAGAUUAUUUGCUUUACAAGCUAGUGACCAUGAGACAUGUGAGAGUGUAAAAAUUGGUGACCAUACAUGAGACAUGCAUUUGUG